Penicillium salamii is the source of this 1854-nucleotide messenger RNA. NCBI's taxonomy places the organism in Eukaryota, Fungi, Ascomycota, Eurotiomycetes, Eurotiales, Aspergillaceae. The record is from the annotation of a GenBank genome assembly.
AUGACCACUUCCAGCCCAUCUGGUGUACGCUCAAGGGCAUGCGACCGAUGCCGUCGGAGAAAAGCAAAGUGUGACUGCUCAAGUCAAUCCUCACUCUGUAGCAGCUGCCAACUCGCUCGCUUAGUUUGCACCUUUGAUCUCCCAAUCGCGAGGCGCGGGCCCAAGACUAAGCGGCAGAAAUCGCUUGCUGCGGUCUAUCCAAAUGUUCUUCAAAGCCCCCCGGAUUCAUCCUUGCAGGUCUCGGAACAUGGUCCCACAUCACAGCACCCAUUCACCUCGGUUUCAGAUGUCAUCUCGCUAGAUGCGUGGGAUUCAACUCUGUCGGUCCUUGAUCCGGCCUUGUCUCCUGCAACUGUACAUACAGUUCGCUCGGCUACCUCCAAUCCGGCUUCCAGCGGGGGAACCUCGGCUUUGCAAAGGUGGCAUGACCUGGAACGAGAUCUUGUACGACAGGAUUCCUCUGCAAGUCUGGAGUUGACUGUUAAUCGAUGCUUUGAAUUAUUUUUCGAGUUUUUGUAUCCAUUGACUCCUCUUGUUCAUGAGCCCAGCCUACGAGAUGGGCUGGGUUUCUUUGUGAACCAAGGGAGAAUUUCACGCUCUGACGGUCUAACGUAUGGCUUUGACACCCUCAAAUAUCCAGACAUCUGGCCGGAAUUCACUUUCACCUUAAUCACAGCAGUUUGUGCAGAAGCGGCUUUUCUUCUUCCAAAGGAUAUCUUUCCAGAGGGCGAGGGUUUGGCGGAUCUUUUUCUGCGAGCCUCCAGAAACUGCUUAACCACUUAUCUGGAAGCCGAUCUCGAAUAUCCAAAUGCUAAUUCAGUUGCCAUCCGGUAUUUUCAUUCAAAUUGCAUGCACGCAGCCGGCAAGCCGAGACUAUCAUGGCAUAUAUUUGGGGAAGCGACCCGAUUGGCGCAAGUCAUGCAGAUGCACGAAGAGGAAUCUUUACAAGGUCUCACCGUUCUCGAAGCAGAGUUUCGCCGACGUGCAUUCUGGAUUGCAUAUAUUGGCGAUAAGUCUGCGGCCAUAUUGAACAAUCGCCCCAUCACUAUCCACAAAUAUUCGUUCGACUCUGGCAUCACAAUCGGCUAUCCCACAGGCAUAGAAGACGGCGCGUUGUUAACGCCAGGCAGUGUGGUUUCAGACGAGGAGGACACUCGCAGAAGCUUUAUUGCGGGAUUCAACGCCAACAUAAGACUUUGGCAAAGUGCUUCGGAUUUGAUCCUGGAGAUGCGACUACUGGUCGCCAGUCAAAAAAGUGGGAACCUUCUUCCUCGUCAGCCACUCACGCCUGAAGAGAUCCAUCGACUUGAUCAUCUCUACGUGCUUUUUGCAACAUCUUUAGAUGACCUCCCUCGAUUUUUGCAAUAUGACCAGCUGUUGGCAGAGUCCGAUACAGAUAAUCAACAGCUGUCUAGGCUAACUAGACUGCGAGUCAUACAAGCAACGAACGUUUUUGUCUCGUUACACUGUCUCAAGAUGGUCAUCACACAGAAGUUUGAAGACAUUGGCUACUACCCCACGCAGGUAAAAAACGAAAUGUUACUUCUCAAAAAAACGGACAUUGCACGCGACCUCCUGCGAGUAAUCCGCGAGGCACCAUUUUGGGCUUUGCAGGUUAAUGGCGAGCCAUGCGUGAGUCACCUUACCCAAUUAUACCUAGUGUCACCAAGCAGCUCUUUGACAAUUUUACAGGUUGAGAAGAUCCGACUUAUUGGCGCUUGUCUCCUUGAAAUCAUUGAUCAACAUGAGACUUCACCUCUAUCAACUCGAGCGCGCAACGAUCUUUCGGUCCUCCUUGACAUAUUGACACGCCUCGAUUCAAAAGCAUCAGAUACUUUGCGACGACUUCUGUGA